AGCCUUAUCUGUAAAGUCCCAGUCAGCUAAAUCUUUCAUUGUUUACUAUUUCGCAAGUUAUAAGGUGCGCAUGCGCUGUUUGGACCAUUCUCGUAGGCAUUAGCCAAUCUAUUGCUCAGCGGAUGAACACGAUGGCUGGUACGAGGUUCCUCAUAGGUCUCCUACUGCUUGCUGUUUUGGGCAGUGAGUUGGAUGCUUCAAGACUGACUGUCAACCAGGAGCUGUCCAACCUCUUCAAUGAGUUCUGGACUCUGGAUGUGAACCGCAUGCAGCCUGGAGUAGAUUACUCCAUUUUAGUGCAGGGUAAAGCUGGCUAUGUCAGUCAGGGCAGUAACGUGGCCCGGGACCGCGCCUCCCAGCCCCUCUUCUCCAACGUCAAUGAGACCAAGCUGGGUCUAAUACCAACCUUUUCCCGUUUUCUUACCCUUCUGGACAACUACGAGAUGUCUACAGGAGUGGCCGAGCGUAUCUCACCAGAGGAGGUUGCCGAGAACAAUCUGUUCCUCGACGCCGUCAUGGAGACGGAAGUCAUGAAGCGGGCCCAGAGAUACCUCGUUGGGAAGGGCAAGUCCAGCGCAAAUGCUCGGCAGUUUAGAAGCCAGCUCUACCUCAUAUGGUUCCAGCUCUACCACAGAGAAAGAAAUGCAGGCAUGGACUCCUCUGGUUUUGAGCAUGUGUUCGUUGGAGAGACCAAGUCUGGGACGGAGAUCAUCGGCUUCCACAACUGGCUGCAGUUCUACCUGCAGGAGAAGCACGGCCACCUGGACUACAAGGGAUACAAGGCCCGGGAGCAGGACAUACCUGACCAGGACGACCACGUGCUGAACCUCCAGUUCAGCUGGCACGGCCUGGUGAAGCCUGUGGGCAGCGCCUUCGUGGGGGCCAGCCCUGAGUUCGAGAUGGCCCUGUUCACCGUGGUGUUCCUGAUGAACACUCAGAGGAGCACCGCCGUGCUGGUCAACAUUGAUCAGUGCCAGAUGGAACUGGUGGUCAUCAGGCAUGGCCGCUCACUGGGCACCGCCUACCCCCGGCUGCUCAGCAGCAACAGCAGGCACCUGCCCAGGUCCCCCGCCCAAUGAGAGGGGCGCCUGCCCGGGUCCCCCGCCCAAUGAGAGGGGCGCCUGCCGGUUGUAUCUCAGUGCUAUCCUGAAGCCUUCAUCGUUUAAUGACAUAUACAAUGUUUUAUGAAUGUACUUGUGUAUUUCUUUUACAUCGGCUCAUAAGCUUAUUUUAUAAAUUGUAUUCAUUGAAUUAAAAAUAUAUUUAAUCAUGGA
Molecule: messenger RNA, 1274 nt
Organism: Gadus macrocephalus (Pacific cod)
Lineage: Eukaryota; Metazoa; Chordata; Actinopteri; Gadiformes; Gadidae
Gene: endouc
Product: endonuclease, polyU-specific C
Exons: 9
Coding region: 123-1079 (318 amino acids)
Molecular function (GO): RNA endonuclease activity
Source: RefSeq, a predicted model, not a curated record